AUGUGGGCUUACACAUCGUCUUGUAUGUGGUUUCUAUUCACGGUGGCCCUGAUACUCCCCGUGGUUUCUCCGUCGUCGUCGUCGACAAUGAGCUUUUUCUUCACUACUACUGUUUUCCAUUUGGAGAGAACGUGGCCGACGAGGCCGACAACGAUGAUGACGCCGAAAAGCAUGACCUUGCCGAGGAGGCUCAAGAGGACCUUCAUGCGACCCUUGUUGUGGCUGUCGUAG
Molecule: messenger RNA, 231 nt
Organism: Linum trigynum
Lineage: Eukaryota; Viridiplantae; Streptophyta; Magnoliopsida; Malpighiales; Linaceae
Source: the annotation of a GenBank genome assembly